Molecule: messenger RNA, 516 nt
Organism: Tupaia belangeri chinensis (Chinese tree shrew)
Lineage: Eukaryota; Metazoa; Chordata; Mammalia; Scandentia; Tupaiidae
Product: keratin-associated protein 13-2
Exons: 1
Coding region: 43-516 (157 amino acids)
Source: RefSeq, a predicted model, not a curated record
UCUUCGCAGUUACACUCAACUGAACUCACAACUCCUGCCAACAUGCCCUACAACUGCUGCUCUGUAAACUACUCCUCUCGCUCUACUGGGGGGUACCUGCGCUCCUCCAAUGGUUCUUCGCACCCCAGCAACCUGGUCUACAGUGCUGGCUUCUGCUCUCCCAGCACCUGCCAGCUGGGCUCCUCUCUCUACAGAGGCUGCCGGGAGAACUGCUGCGAGCCCACCUGUUGCCAGUCAUCCUGUGUGGUGUGGAACCCUUACAAGACGUCCUGCUAUCGCCUGAAGAACUUGGGGUUCUAUAGUCCCUGCCAGGCCACCUACACUGGAUCUCUGGGCUACGGAUCAAGGAGCUGCUACUCCCUGGGGUGUGGAACCAACUGCUUUCGAUCCCUGGGCCAUGGAGCCAGUAGCUUCCCUUCUCUGAGUUAUGGAUGUGGUCUCUGUCACCCCACCUACUUUCCUUCUAGGAGUUUCUAUUCACCUCGGCCAUUCUGGAGAUCUGGCUUCUGCUACUAA